AGCUUAGGACUUUGUUCAAAGCCUGUCAGAUCCUGAAAAAAUUGUUUCCUACUGAUAUUUGACUCUGUCGGUAAAAACAAACGCAAACCGGUUUUCCUCUUUGUCCUUUUUUUCUAUCUUUUUUUACGUACCGCCCACUGUCCCACUGUACCAUCUCGCUUCACUUUAAAAUAUACUUCACUAACAGAUAAUUGUUGACUUGCUUGUAUGUUAGUGCAUAUCUGAAUCGCCAAUUAUUCUUGAGGCAUCGAUCCCAAGCAAUCCAGAUAUAAAGAAGUUUCACGGAUUAAGUUCUCCCAGGUCAGCACCUCAAGAACAGAUUGCGAAGCAGAUGAUAGGAACACGAAUUUUCUACAAUCAGUCGCCCCAGAUUCAAGACAUCACGGUAUCCCGGCCCGGAUGUGGAAGGCCAUCCCCUGAAGGAUCAUUGUCACCCUCCGAGUCUUUCCAAGGACGUCCUGCCAUGCUGCAACCUCCCUCUCCGUCGCAGAAAGCUUGUCAACUCCAACAGCGAGCAUCGGUGCAUCAGAGUGAAUGGCAAGCUAAUAAAUCACAGAAGAUUAGCCAUUGCGACGUCCCUCAAGGCCAAUCCGUCAACCAGUUCGAGGGAGAUCAGGUCAAGAAAGCCCGGGUUUCUGUCAGGGCUCGCUCAGAUGCUGCAACGAUGAAUGAUGGAUGCCAAUGGAGAAAGUAUGGCCAGAAGAUGGCAAAAGGGAAUCCGUGGCCUCGCGCAUAUUUCCGCUGCACUGUUUCGCCCGGCUGUCCAGUUCGCAAGCAGGUACAAAGAUGCGAAGAGGACACCUCAAUUCUGGUCACCACUUACGAAGGGACUCACAACCAUGCGCUGUCGCUCGCUGCUGCAGUGAUGGCGUCGACCACGUCCGCUGCAGCCUCCAUGCUUCUCACGGGAUCCACCACUAGCGCCACGCCUCAUAUGGCCACGACGCCUCAGUUCAUCACAAUAUCGGGCCCUCAAGGACAAAACUCCACAGCAGUCCCGGCAAUAUCUGCUUCCUCCCCGUUUCCAACAAUCACAUUAGACCUGACGAACACUCCCGCCUCCCAGAUAAGCAACAGAUCGAACAACUCCCCUGGCACUGCAUCCACAAAUUUGCAUUACUUCCAGGACACCACCAUCAAUGGCGUCACAAUCUCACAAGCUACCACUCAGCAACAAUUGAUGAUCCCCCAACAACCCACUACAAUAAGCUGCCCGAUGUUCCUAAAUGAAACAGCUCACAAACACGAUGGCAGCAAUUUAACCCUAAGAGGGGCUUUCAGCGACCCGACCACCCAUCACCAUCGCCAAAUGGACUCCUCGGACGGGACACGCAGCGACCACCAGCACAAACCGGCAGUAACACAACCACCAGAAUCACCGACGACACUGGCCGAGUCCAUGACAGCCGCCACAGCAGCGAUUACUUCCGAUCCCAACUUCGCGGCAGCUCUAGCGGCGGCCAUCACGUCCAUUCUAGCUCACCAGCACAACAACAACAACAACCAGAGCUUGCAGGAUCUGGCCACGCAAGUUACGGAGAUCAGGCACAGGGAGGGGCACCAAAAUACGUCCUUACCGCCGUCGUCAUUCACUCCGGUGGCAUCCAGCGGCACCACGGAAGGACUGCAGGUGCAACCUAUGUCCCACGAUGCCGAACUCUCAACCAUUCUGGCGUCGGCAAUGAUGUCCACAUCGAAGGAUCCACCUUCGACCGGAUUGUCCAAGAGCCCAAGGCCCUUCGUCAGUCAAGGAUCUGCGGUGGCCGCGGCGCCGGACCGGCGCCAUCAGUAA
This is a messenger RNA of Physcomitrium patens, 1792 nucleotides long. RefSeq lists its product as uncharacterized. Gene Ontology annotation, biological process: regulation of DNA-templated transcription. NCBI's taxonomy places the organism in Eukaryota, Viridiplantae, Streptophyta, Bryopsida, Funariales, Funariaceae. The record is from RefSeq and is a predicted model, not a curated record. Gene Ontology annotation, molecular function: DNA-binding transcription factor activity; sequence-specific DNA binding.